Molecule: messenger RNA, 870 nt
Organism: Camelina sativa (false flax)
Lineage: Eukaryota; Viridiplantae; Streptophyta; Magnoliopsida; Brassicales; Brassicaceae
Source: RefSeq, a predicted model, not a curated record
AUGGGUCCUCCGCCUGAGAAUUCCCAGUACUCCACUGUGGCAGACCUCAUAUGCUCAUCCACCAUGACUUGGAAUCCAGAGAGAUUAGAAUCAAUGCUUCCUGAAUACAAAGAUGACAUUAUGGCCAUUAGACCCAGUAAACAUGGAGCAGAAAAUCGAUACAUAUGGCUACUUACAAAAUCUGGAGACUAUACAGCUAAGUCAGGCUAUCACACUUUAUCUUUGAAACAAGAUCAACAAGCACAACAGGAGAAUAUGUACCAGGAUUUUAACUGGGAGAAAGAGAUUUGGACUUUACUUUGCUUACCAAAAAUCAGAUUCUUCCUUUGGAAGUUACUGAGGAAUGCGCUUCCAACGGGUGAGAAUUUAGUAAGUCGCGGUAUUAACCAAGCUGCCACUUCCCUUUCUGUGGCCACAAGGAGACUUGUCUCCACUUGUUUUUUCACUGUCCUUUUGCCAGGGAUGUUUGGAUGCGACACCAACAAAAACCCCCUCGACCCAUCGAUGAUCAAGAGUUUGGACAUGGGACUCAAGACAGCCCAACUUCUGGUCUGCCUCCCACCGACUGGAAUCGCAAUAGGGGCUCUUGGGGCUUGGAUUCUGUGGUCCAUUUGGACAUGCCGUAAUAAGCUAAUUUUCGAACAAAGAUCUAUUUCCCCGAAAAAGGCAAUGACUCAAGCAAUUACACAAACCCGAGAAUGGUACUUAAGCCAAACCCUAGAAAAUCCUAUGACCCAUACCUGUGCUAACCGACAGCGUCUCGAAGAAACCCCAGAUCUGAUUCGCUGCUUCACUGAUGCGGCUUGGAGGGAGGAAUCCCAAGAUGCGGGUUUUGGCUGGAUCUUCAAAGGCUUUCCUCUACACUCUUAA